Molecule: messenger RNA, 4226 nt
Organism: Mercurialis annua (annual mercury)
Lineage: Eukaryota; Viridiplantae; Streptophyta; Magnoliopsida; Malpighiales; Euphorbiaceae
Exons: 2
Coding region: 1656-3956 (766 amino acids)
Molecular function (GO): calmodulin binding
Source: RefSeq, a predicted model, not a curated record
CUAGCAAAUAAUUUUGUUUAUAAAGGAUUAAAAUAUUAAUUUAUCUUACGAACUUGUACACAAUGAGAAAUUAACACCGCCAAAAUUAUUUUUUUUCAUAAAUUAGUUCUAUGAAAUUGCUAAUUUUUAUUGAUCAGUUCAAGUUUUGAUUAAUCAAUUCAUUUUUUCGGUCAAUUGGAAUGAGACCUAACAGAAUACACAAACAAAAAGGAUGCUAUUAAGAAUCAAACUGAAUUAAUUUGUAUGUUGAGGCAUUGUAAUAUUUUGAUCCUCUCCAAUAAAGGUUAUAUGAGCUUCAAACAAUUAUCUAACAGCAAUUAUCAUAAACAGCAAUUCCCAUAGGAAAAAUUCAAUGUUUUAUCAUAAACAGCAAUUAUCAUAAACAGUAAUUAUCAUAAACGGCCGUCUUCUCAGAUCUGAGAAGACGAGCAUCAGCUCGUCUUCUCAAGGGAAGACGAGCUGCUGCUCGUCUUCUCCGGUUGUGAGAAAACGAGCAGCAGCUCGUCUUCCCUGAGAAGACGAGCUGCUGUUUUGAGAAGACGAGCUGGUGCUCGUCUUCUGCACAUCUGUUCUUAACAGAUGUGCAUAUGUUCUCCAAGAACAGAUUCCGAUGGGUCGGCGGCGGGCGGCGGGUGGUGGUCAGCGGCGGGUGCGGUGAGUGGUUCGGGUUGGCGGGCGGUUGUAAAUAGAUUGACCGUGGGUUGGGUUUGAUUAAGUAAAUUUGAUUUGGUUUAAUUUUUUAGGGGGUAUUUUGGGUGUUUCAAUUUUGUUUUGACAUUAAAUGACGUGUCAAUUAACAUGUGGCGCCACUAUUUGUUUUUUUCCAAAAAAAGGACAGCCGCCAAAAUCAAAAGGGUAGUUUCGUCUAUAAGGGCCGUGAAUGGCGCCGCUACAAAGGUUGGGGGGUUUAGGGAUUUUUGAAAGUAUAGGGGGUUUAGGGAAGUUUAGGGUAAAAGUCGAGGACUGUCGGUGAUUAUUAGCCCAUAAUUUACACUGUUUGAAAAUCGACCAAUAUACAACAGUUUAGUCAUUCCGUCUAUUUUUAGUGUUAGUUAACCGAGUCAAAACACUUAGGGCUAGAUUCCUUUUAAAUAUAAGGGACGAAAUCAUUGACAGAAUUAAAGAGAAUUAAAGAUGGGGGACGACAUUGUUCUUUUAACUUUUUUUUUCAAUUUGGUCAUCCACUUGUUUAACUAACACCAAUAAUGGAUGGAAGAAUCAUAUCACGGGAAACAAAAAUGAAAAUUCAUAUCGUUUGAUGGACAAAAACGUAAAUUAUGACAUAUGUUGGGAGCCUGGUAUCGUAUAUAGUAAUUUGAUCUUUAUUUUAGUAUAAUUUGUUUAAUAAAAUUGAAUUUGUUAGGACUCUUAAAGGUUGAGGUUAUUGUUACAAUUUACAACAAGAAAAGAAUAAUUUCGACAAACUCAACCAGGCUUUGUUACUUCGGCAAUGGAGUCUUUGGGCUAUAAAGUUGUUUUGUUUGUUGUCUAAUUUUAGGCACAACAAAUAGCAAAAAUAGACAAAAGUGAACAAACUUGUGUAACUGCACCUGAGACAUGGUCGUUUUCUGUUACUAUGCUUUAUCUUUGAUUUCUUGACAAAGACCCUUACAUUUUAGGUUCCAUUCUGGUUUUUGAUUUAGCUUGGUCUGUUAAUGUUUGUUAGUUUGUCUGGUUGGCAAAUGCUUCAACUGCAACAAACAAACGCGUUAUUUUGUUACAGUUUGUUGCUCCACAACAGAACCAUUCAUUCCCUUUGUUUUGUCUUUAGGGAGAACCAGAAGAGAGUCAAAAAUCCAUUCUCAUUUUCAGACAAAGGCUUUUUGCUUUCUUUGGAACGAACACAAACACUCAACACAAUCAAAGGAUUGCUAAGCUUGUUGUUUUCGUUUGUAAUGACGAUUCCAGAGAAAUUUGAAGUGAUUCAAGAGAAUUUGGAUGUGAUUCCAGAGAAUUUAGUUGUUAUUCCAGAGAAAUUUGAUGUGAUUCCGGAGAAUUUGGUUGUUAUUCCAGAGAAAUUGGAUGUGAUGCCAGAAUGUGAUAUUACAGCAAUGAUUCCGGAGAGCAAUUCUACAUUUGUUGUUCCGGAAUUGGAUGUGAUUUCAGAGGAUUUGGUUGUCAUUCCAGAGAAAUUGGAUGUGAUUCCAGUUGUCAUUCCAGAGAAAUUGGAUGUGAUUCCAGAGGAUUUGGUUGUCAUUCCAGAGAAAUUGGAUGUGAUUCCAGAGAAAUUGGAUGUGAUUCCAGAGAAUCUGGUUGUUAUUCCAGAGAAAUUGGAUGUGAUUCCAGAGGAUUUGGUUGUCGUUCCAGAGAUAUUUGAUGUGAUGCCAGAGAAUUUGGUUGUCAUUCCAGAGAAAUUGGCUGUUAUUCCAGAGAAUUUAGAUGUGAUUCCAGAAUGUGAUGAUACAUCAAUGAUCCUGGAGAGUGAUACUACAUCUGUUGUUCCGGAUACUAUAUCACUGACCCCGGAAGCUAAUUCCGCUAAUCUAGUCCCUAAAAGUGGUUUUCCUAAGGUUAUCUCAAUCAGUUCUCAGCCUACUCAUGGUCAUGUAAGAAGGUAUUCAACCGGGAAUAUCGGUGUCCCAUUCAAAAGUAGUGUAAAGAUUCUCUCCCGUUAUCUUGCAGCUUCGAAGGGUUCCUGCCAUGAUACUUGCAAAUAUGGAUCAAGACUUGAUUUUGAAACAAAGACACCAAGCAGUCCCAAUUCAGGUAAAAGGACAGAAAAGCAAGGUAAAGGGCCGGAGAUUCGGAAAACUAUACCUAAUUCAGCCGAGAGAAAGACGAAAUUAUCAGUCAGUUUUACGCCAUCUACGGGUUCCAAAAGCCAGAAACCUGACUGUCCUACUAUUCCCAAAACAGAAGUUUCAUUACAGGCUACGAAUGAAAACGCCUUGGUGAAACAGAUCUCAUUGCCUCUCCAGGGAGUAGCUUCGAAGCCGAAGUUUAUGAUAUCAAAGUCAUCUGCACAGCAGCAUUCAUGCAAUAAAGAUAAUGGUGAUGUACUUUACAGAGAAAACAAACUCAAAAGCAUUGAAGAAAAGAAGGUCUCUUUAUCGGAUGGAAAAAAGCAUUCAGCACGGGCAACUACUUUGUCUGCCCUUCGAUCAGUUAAGAAGGUUUUGGCAAGACAAAUUAUUUCGUUGUCUCCUAAACGUUCGAGAAAGAGAGUUUCAAACAUAGAUGCAGAAAGACUCAAGAGUCUGAAAGGGCUUUCUCCUUUAAAGGAUCACAAUAAUGCUGGAGAAGCUGAGUUUGUGCAGCCUAGCAGCAAACCAAGUUCCGAGAAUAGAAUCAUCAGUCCGGCUAAGAAAGAUUCUGUUUCUGCGUCUCUGUGGUCAUCUUAUAAAGAUAAAAGCUCGAAACUUACUAAAGAAUCUUCCCCUUCGGCACACGAGAUUUCAAGAGGGACUUUAUCCUCUGAUCAUAAGAAGAACUUGAAACGCUUUAAACAGGGAAUUAGUACCAUUCGUUCAUCGAUUUCUGCUUCUGACAACACAAAACAUGCAGAGGCUGAUCUCAAGAACAGCCCUCGAAAAGGCGGAGUCUAUAGCAUAAAAGAUAAAAGCUCCCCUGUCAGGAAGCUAAGUUUUAGUAAAGGGAAGGUCGUUGAGAUGUACCCUGCGAUGGACUCUCCAACGAGACUCAAAUAUAGGCGAAGACUCAGCGAUAGCCAAAUUGAUAUAAUCGCGCCAAGAGAGAGCAACUUAAAGAGCAUAGAUUUGCAUGCUGAUGAUGAUCAAGUUAGUGUUACAAAAUCUGAUUGUGAGAAGGUUGUUCUGAAGCAUCAAGAUGUUGAGGAAAAGAAAUCCGAGCAGCAUUUGUUGAAUGAGAUGAUUGAAGAAACGGCAACUAAGCUUGCUGAGACGAGGAAGAGUAAGGUCAAAGCUCUCGUAGGUGCUUUCGAAACAGUUAUCUCUCUGAAUGAUGGUAAACCAGCAUCAUCGGCGGAUGCUAGUUGAUUCAAACAUACAUGUACUAUUAUGUAUAUAAUUAUAACAAAAGAGAAAUGGUGUUGACAUUAGGGUGAAAUCGCGAUCUUUUGCGAAGCUGCAGCUGCAAAAUGAUCUGUCAGACAUAAUUAUUUAUUUAUUUUAAUUGUUGGUUUGUUGGCUAAAAGCCUAAAACGUUGCUUGGUGAUGAAUAUCGCUAUGUUGCUAGUUAUCAGAAAAACCAUUUGUUGUGUUCUAUGUUGCUUGGAAUGGUAAUGAAGUCGCAUGGGUUCAAUGGAA